AAAAAAUUAAAAACCAAACAUUGUUAACCAAUGAAAAAUUCACGCGCCAAGACACCUAUUUUCUACACGCGUCAACUCCACUUCGCCACCAGGUUGAUUCCGACCGGAUUACGUCAGCUUUCCUUCACCACAUCACAGCUGAAACAGAAAAGCUAUGAGCAGCAGCCCACUGAACCGUGAAUACCACAAAUGGAAUCCAAUACUCAAAAACCCGCCGCCGUGCAACCCGAAUCCGAUGCCCACCCACUCCUCAAACCCGACCCGGAAACCCCAAACCCCCGAUCAAUCUCAGCAGUAUCCAACCCAACCAUCGAAGAGGAGAUGGAGAAUAAGUACGCCGCCUUCGUCCGCCGCGACGUGUAUGGAACAAUGGGGCGGGGGGAGCUGCCGUGGCCGGAGAAGUUUUUACUAGGACUCGCCGUGGUGUUUUUGGUACCGAUAAGAGUGGCGGCGGCGGCGUAUAUCCUGGUUUUUUACUAUCUAAUUUGUCGGAUUUGCACCGCGUUUCUAGCUCCCAACAGGGAAGACGGCGGGCAGGAAGAUUACGCCCACAUCGGCGGGUGGCGGAGGGCGGUGAUUGUGCAGAGCGGCAGGUUUCUAUCUAGGGUUUUGCUUUUCGUUUUCGGGUUCUAUUCGAUUAGCGAAACGAACAGAGGCUUUAAUGCUGAUGGGCAAUUCGACACGCAGUUUACGACCGAAGAGGAAGAAAGACCGGGCGUUAUUGUAUCGAAUCAUGUAUCGUAUAUAGAUAUAUUGUAUCACAUGUCUUCGUCUUUCCCGAGCUUUGUUGCUAAGAGAUCCGUGGCUAGACUUCCUCUUGUUGGUCUUAUAAGCAAGUGUCUCGGUUGUGUCUAUGUUCAGCGUGAAUUAAAAUCGUCCGACUUCAAGGGGGCCUCAGUUGUCGUCAGUGAAAGAAUUCGAGAAGCUCACAUGAAUAAGUUUGCUCCGAAGAUGAUGCUUUUCCCAGAAGGCACAACCACAAACGGAGAUUACCUACUUCCGUUUAAAACCGGUGCAUUUUUGGCAAAGGCACCGGUACUUCCCGUCAUUUUAAGAUAUCCGUACGAUAGAUUUAGUCCUGCAUGGGACUCUAUUUCUGGGGUUCGCCAUGUGAUUUAUCUUCUCUGUCAGUUUGCAAACUACAUCGAAGUGACGCGAUUACCUGUUUAUAAUCCGUCGGAACAAGAAAAGGAAGAUCCGAAGCUUUAUGCUGAAAAUGUUAGACGGCUGAUGGCUCACGAGGGUAAUUUAGUAAUAUCAGAUAUCGGAUUGGCAGAGAAACGAGUCUAUCAUGCUGCUCUCAAUGGUUUAUUGUCUGAGAGAUAAUUCGGGUUCGUCGGGGUAAACGGAAAUACUAAUACUAUGUUAAUUACCGACUGGCUGUCAAGAAAUCCCUGUAUUUUUCCAUCUAAUUACAAGAUUGUCCCCAUUGUUCAUGUACUCGUAAUAAUGUAUUUGGUUUGUUGAAAAACAAUUUCGCGGAUUCAAUCAUCGGCUCUAAAUACAUUAAUAUUUUGA
Messenger RNA from Erythranthe guttata (spotted monkey flower), 1518 nucleotides. Its product is annotated as lysophospholipid acyltransferase LPEAT1. Gene Ontology annotation, cellular component: endoplasmic reticulum. The record is from RefSeq and is a predicted model, not a curated record. Gene Ontology annotation, molecular function: lysophosphatidylethanolamine acyltransferase activity. Gene Ontology annotation, biological process: phospholipid metabolic process. Lineage: Eukaryota; Viridiplantae; Streptophyta; Magnoliopsida; Lamiales; Phrymaceae.